UUGCAAAGAAAGAGUUGAGCACUAAACCUAAUUCUGCACAUUUUCGCUCGUGGCCCUCUGUACAACCACCGUCUUCCGCGUUCUGACCACCAUCACCGGCGAAUUUACAAACCUCCGUCUUUACCGUCUUACAUCUCAGCUCGUAACCCAAUCGGAAAGCAGGUACAGAAACAGCAAUGGACGAACACGAAGUAACCAACGAAGUAGUGAGAGAGAAGAAGAAAGGGAAACACGAUAAACCCAAACCAUGGGACGAUGAUCCCAACAUCGACCGCUGGAAGGUCGAGAAGUUUGAUCCAUCAUGGAAUGAAGGUGGAAUGCUUGAAGUCAGUUCCUUCUCCACCCUGUUCCCUCAAUACCGCGAAAAGUAUCUCCAAGAAGCCUGGCCACUCGUUAAAUCCGCACUCAAAGAAUUCGCCAUCUCUGCCGAACUCAACUUGGUUGAGGGUUCGAUGACAGUUUCAACAACCAGAAAGACUAAGGAUCCGUAUAUUAUUGUUAAAGCUAGGGAUCUUAUCAGACUUCUUUCUCGGAGUGUACCCGCUCCUCAGGCAAUUAAAAUACUUGACGAUGAAAUGCAAUGCGACAUCAUUAAAAUUAGCGGGAUGGUUCGCAACAAGGAGCGUUUCGUAAAAAGAAGACAGCAUCUUGUGGGUCCCAAUUCUUCCACUUUGAAGGCUCUCGAAAUACUCUCGGGCUGUUACAUUCUCGUCCAGGGAAACACGGUUUCUGUGAUGGGUUCAUACAAAGGUUUGAAACAAGUCAGAAGAAUUGUUGAGGAAUGCAUGCUGAAUAAAAUGCACCCUGUCUACAAUAUUAAGAUUCUUAUGAUGAAGAAGGAACUUGAAAAAGAUCCAGCACUUGCCCAAGAGAACUGGGAUAGGUUUCUUCCAAAGUUUAACAAGAAAAAUGUAAAGCAAAAGAAGGUUAGCACCAAACAGAAGAAGCCAUAUACUCCUUUCCCUCCUCCUCAACAACCCAGUAAGGUUGAUAUAGAAUUAGAAACCGGGGAAUACUUCAUUAGCGACAAAAAGAAAUCCAAAAAGAAAUGGCAAGAGAGGCAGGAGAAGCAGGCGGAAAAAACCGCCGAAAACAAAAGAAAACGAGACGAGUCCUUUAUCCCACCCAAGGAGCCUGCAAAGCCGGUGGUGACUAAUUCCGAGGAUGCCAAUAAUAAUGUUGCUGAAAUGGCAAUGUCCUUAAAGGAAAAAUCAAAGAAGUUUGGGAAGCGCAAAUCUGAAGAAAAUAUAAAUGCUGAGGCAUAUAUUAUAGGGUCAUCAGAACAACCAUCAAAAAAGAAAUCUAAGAAACAAAAGUCUUAGAAUGAUCUUGAUUCUAAAGAUGGAAGAUGUGUAUGUGAUGUGAAUUUCAUCCAUAAAUGUUGAUCCAAUGUGUGUAACAUGAACACUCGUGGUCCCUGUAGAACUUGGAAUUUUUUAUUGUUGUACCAUCUUUUUAGAAGUUAUUACCCAAUAUACCACACUUUUCAACACAAUUCUCAAUGUACCAUCUUUUCAAACUUUUUUUUUAUUAUUAUAGAACCUCCGCCAAUUGAAUGGGCGGAGGUGUGUAAAAUAUAAGAGGCUCCGCCCAAUGCAUUGGCGGAAGCGUGUAAACUUUGAUUUUUUUUUUUAAAGAAAAUUGCAUAGCUCCGCCCAUCCAUUGGGCGGAUGUUCUAUACAAAGUAAAGGCUCCGCCCAUUCAAAUGGCGGAGGUUCUAUGCAGAAUUUUUUUUUGUUUGAAAUGAUGGUAUAUUAGGAAAUAAAGUGAAAUUGAUGGUAUAUUAGGAUUUAUUUUCUAUAAACAUGAUAUGUUGGUAAAAGAUUUUAGAACUUGUCUCUUUCAAAAUCAGUUCCAGAUACUUAUGUAUAAACUAUAUUUGGUUCAUUUGUUAAAAUAUGGUGCAGUAUCAUUUUGGGAGUUGUUAAAAG
This is a messenger RNA of Vicia villosa (hairy vetch), 1931 nucleotides long. RefSeq names its product KRR1 small subunit processome component homolog. Gene Ontology annotation, cellular component: nucleolus; small-subunit processome. Bases 177 to 1322 code for a protein of 381 amino acids. The record is from RefSeq and is a predicted model, not a curated record. Gene Ontology annotation, molecular function: RNA binding. NCBI's taxonomy places the organism in Eukaryota, Viridiplantae, Streptophyta, Magnoliopsida, Fabales, Fabaceae. The transcript has 12 exons.